AUGGCUUCAGAAUUCUCUUACGACGCUAUUCACGCACGCUACGGAGACGGCAUCCCCUGCCCGUCCGACUACUCCUUCCCUACGCAUGUCAUCGACCGAUGGGCAAAGGAGCAGCCUGACCGCCCAGCGAUUCACUGGGUCUCGCACGACUUCAAGAAGGAGCGCAUCAUGUCGUACCGCGAGUUGGCGGACGCGAGCAACAAGGCGGCAAAGGCGUUCCAGGACAAGGGGAUUAGGAAGGGCGACCGCGUCCUCAUUCAGCUGCCGCGAGUGUGCGAAUGGUUCGUCGCCGUUCUCGGGUUGUGGAGGAUCGGUGCGGUUGCGUCGCCUUCGACGUCGCUCCUGGUCUCCAAGGACUUGAAGUUCCGCGCCGAGGUUGCGAAAGCCAAAGCGUUCAUUGGCGAUCACGAGUCCUGCGGACGCUUCGAAGAAAUCUCUUCGACCGUCGACAUCUCGCUCAUCUUCCAGGUCCGGACAGACGAUGACCGAGGACUCGGUGCGGGACGAGUUGACUUCCAGGAUGUGCUCUCGAACGUUCCGGACGGGACAAAGUGCGAAGCUCCUGAAGGGCACAAGUCGACGGACCUUGUCAUCCUGUUCUUCACGAGCGGGACGACGGGAGCGCCCAAGAUGGUCCUCCUCGAGGCAGAAUAUCUCGUCGGGCACACCAUUACGGGCUUGUGGUAUCAAGCCAAACCUGGGACGCUCGUGCUGUGCAUGGCGGACUUGGGAUGGGCGAAGGGUACAUAUGGCGCGGCGGGCAGCUUUAGCGUCGGCGCGACACUCUUUGUUCAGCCUCCUCCGCCUGGCGCUUUUACGCCCGCUCAACUCAUUGAGUCGCUCUACCGCUAUCCAAUCGAGACGCUUUGCGCCCCUCCCACCAUCUACCGCGCCCUCGUCACUUCUGCCGGCCGUGCGGCGCUCCAGAAGCAGCCGCUCAAGAAACUCCGGCACUGCGUCGGCGCCGGCGAGCCGCUCAACCCCCAGGUCAUCACGGAUUGGCGCGAGAUCACUGGAUUGACUAUUCGCGACGGGUGGGGAAUGUCGGAGACUGUUCCUGCUGUGGCGAACUUUGAGGGAAUCGAGGCGCGUUCGAUGGGCAAGCCCGCCCCGUUCUUCCAGAUGGGUAUCGUCGGCCAGAACGGCGAAGAGCUGCGGGACGGCGAAGAAGGCGAGCUCGCGAUCCGGACAGACAAGGGCGCGGGCAGCUGCUGGAUCUUCAAGGGCUACGUCAAGAAUGGCAAGGUUGACAAGCGGCAGAAGAGUCACGGCGGCAAGACCUGGUUCUGCACCGGCGACCGCGGGAUGCGAGACUCGGACGGCUACUACUGGUUUGUCGGACGGGACGAUGAUGUCAUAACGUCGAGCGGCUACCGCAUUGGUCCCUUUGAGGUGGAGAGCGCGCUGAAGACGCACCCAGCUGUCGUCGAGUCGGCGGCGGUAGGCUCGCCAGACCUAAGCCGCGGAGAGGUUGUCAAGGCGUUUGUGAUCCUCUCGGACGAGUACCGAGACAAGGUGCUGGGCAAGGAGGACAAGGAGAAGGAACUUAGGCUCGACAUGCAGAAUCACUUCAAGAAGAUGACGGCGCCGUACAAAGUCCCUCGCGAGAUCGAGUUCGUCGACACGCUGCCCAAGACCGUCUCUGGCAAAAUUCGACGAAUCGAGUUGCGCGAGCUGGAGAAGCAGCGCAAGGCGGACAUUGUCAAGCAGCAGAAGGCCAAGUUAUGA
Messenger RNA from Rhodotorula toruloides NP11, 1728 nucleotides. Its product is annotated as medium-chain acyl-CoA synthetase. The record is from RefSeq and is a predicted model, not a curated record. Lineage: Eukaryota; Fungi; Basidiomycota; Microbotryomycetes; Sporidiobolales; Sporidiobolaceae. The coding region runs from base 1 to 1728 and encodes 575 amino acids. Gene Ontology annotation, biological process: fatty acid biosynthetic process; acyl-CoA metabolic process. The transcript is spliced from 8 exons. Gene Ontology annotation, molecular function: fatty-acyl-CoA synthase activity; fatty acid ligase activity.